Molecule: messenger RNA, 3723 nt
Organism: Polypterus senegalus (gray bichir)
Lineage: Eukaryota; Metazoa; Chordata; Cladistia; Polypteriformes; Polypteridae
Gene: rab9b
Product: RAB9B, member RAS oncogene family
Exons: 2
Coding region: 222-830 (202 amino acids)
Biological process (GO): retrograde transport, endosome to Golgi; Rab protein signal transduction
Cellular component (GO): late endosome; lysosome; phagocytic vesicle
Molecular function (GO): GTP binding; GTPase activity
Source: RefSeq, a predicted model, not a curated record
CGCCCGGCACCAGUUCCUCUCAUGUCGGGAGUGCGCACGGCUGGAGAGUGACGGGUGCGCGGCACCUGCGGCGGCUCGCUAAUAAAGAACAAGAAAAGCUCCAAGAGGGGGACCAAAACCAAAUGACCAAAAAAAAAAAAAAAAUUACCUGGAGACAGCGCGCUAUGCAGGGACUAUAAGGCAACAUUGAUUUGAGGAAGAUUGCCCAUUUAACUUCUAUUAUGAGUGGAAAGUCAUUGCUUCUGAAAGUUAUUUUGUUAGGCGAUGGUGGAGUUGGUAAAAGUUCUUUGAUGAAUAGGUAUGUUACCAACAAAUUUGACUCCCAGUCCUUCCACACCAUUGGUGUUGAGUUUUUGAACCGGGAUUUGGAAGUAGAUGGACGAUUUGUGACACUCCAGAUUUGGGACACAGCUGGGCAAGAACGCUUCAAGAGCCUCCGGACACCUUUCUAUCGUGGGGCUGAUUGCUGUCUUCUUACCUUUAGUGUGGAUGACCACCAAAGUUUUGAGAAUCUGGGGUGCUGGAAGAAAGAAUUCAUCCGCUAUUCUGAUGUAAAGGAUCCUGAGCACUUUCCUUUUGUUAUCUUAGGGAACAAAGUAGAUAAGGUGGAACGCCAGGUGACAACAGAGGAGGCCCAUGCAUGGUGCAAAGAGAAUGGUGAUUAUCCUUACUUUGAAACUAGUGCUAAGGAUGACACAAAUGUAGAUAUUGCAUUUGAGCAGGCAGUGAAACAAGUUUUAGCUGUUGAAGAACAACUUGAGCACUCAAUUUUGGGAAAUACAAUUGAUCUUCAUGGCAACAGAAAACCUUCCUCAUCAUUAUGCUGCUGAGGUAGCAGACAUUUAACACAAUGGCAUCCAGACACAAACUAAUUCUCUCCGCUUCUAUAUAAAUAGCUUUGCUUACCUUCUGAAGAAAAGGGCAACAUAAAUUAACAAGCUAAUCUUUGCAGUAUUGUGUUCUAUCACCUGACUCUUUCUACUACCAGAGUGCUGCAGCAGUUCAAGUUGGAAGACAUAUCCUACAACUGCCAAUCUUACUGGAAAUCAUCUUGCUGCCUGCUGCAUGUUGAUUUUUGCAUCCUUCCUCUCGCAGUCCUCCAGAAUGUGGUUGUGACCUCGUUUACUUCCUUUAUUAAAGAGGAGUAGGUUGCGUGUUUUCAGUGAAAGGGAAAGUUCUUGUCCCAUUCCUAACAUUUAGUUUAAUCUCUCUGACAAUAUAGGUGUCCUUACAGGCAGUUAGUUAGUGGUCCUCAAACUGUAAGCCUGUAACUGCAACAAACACAAUAGUGCAACCUAAAAAAUACAAAUAUAGAAUGUUCUAAAGCAUAUUUUUAGUCUUUUUAAAGGCACUUUUGGGAGUUCACUGUACUUGAUUCUUUAGGUUUACAUUAUGCUUGUAUUUUUUUUUUUUUUAGCCUUGUUUUGAUCACAAAUGGUUUUUAUAUUAAAUACCUGAAAAUAAAACUGGCUAAAAUAAAUGCCAAGUCAAAAUGUGCGUUGCUUCCACCAGUAACUGUUCCCUAAACAAAUUUGUUUGAACUUCCCUUUUUUUUUUUUUUUACAGUGCUUAAUUUUGCUGUCUUGGCGACAGAAUAAUACAACUGCAAUACGUUGUUUAUUAAAUUUUAGUAAGCAUUUGUAUUUUUAAAAUAAAGGCACAUUGGCUGUUAAGAGGAAAGAAUUAGCUUAGUUUAUGGACUUAAAUUCUUAAAACCUUAAUUUUUUAAAUUGAUUUUAGGGAAUGGAUUUAGUUGAACUAAAUUUGAAGCUGAAUGAGAAAUAUAAAACCGUACAUUUAAAAAAUUUUGAUUACAGCAUCUUUGCUAAUAUACUUUAAAAUAAUAUUAGUUCUACGGCACCUUUCCCAUAUGUAAAGUGCUUAAUAUUUACUAAGGUACGAGAUAACCUGAUGGCUUUUUAACAUUUUGUUAUCUCUCAGCGUGGUGGUCAAGUUAUAAGGGAAACCUAGGCAUAACUGUCAAGUGCAAUUUAUUUUGGCAAGUGACUACAUACUGUACAAAAGGGUAGCAUUCAAUCUGAAGGUACAUUUCAAGUGCAGAGGAUAUGUUUUACAAUUUGUGUUUGCUCUGUGUUUACUCAUUUUUCAGAAUUGUAAUGAAUCAAAUUUUGUUACUCUCUGAAUAGAAUAAUCAUUUCUUGUUGGUCCUUAUUGAGGUCACUGUCUUGGAUGAUGAAUAUAAAAUGCUUUCAUUAAUUUAUUUUUUUUUACAUUUUGGUACUUCAUUCCCAUUACAGCAUUAUCUUCCAUUAUACUGCUGCUAGUUUUUUUUUUUUUUAAUGUGCUUUUAUGCUAACUAGCAUAUUUCAGGUCAUUGUGAUUCUAUAGAUACCUCUUACACUAGCCCUACUUACUAAAAAUGAAUUUAAACGUACGUAAAUAAGCAAAUCAUAGUUAUGACGGGUUCUUUUAUGGUUUAAAAUGAAUCAGUUUUUCCUACUGGGUUUGCAUUAGUAAAGCUAGACUUGUAAAGGGGGAGUACUAUCUUAGUUCAGGCAUCAAGAAAGUAUUUAUGGCUGUUAUAAGCUAGGGUGGGACAGAAGCAUGUAGAAUAGACAUUCAUGUAUUGACGUUUAAAUGAUGACUUACUGUAAUAUUAUUUAACCAUGUAAUGUUUCAUUUUUUGCUUUGCUGACAUGAGAUACAGAUGUGGAUUGAAUAGGUCACAUUUUUCUUUGUGCUACAAUCACUAGGAAUACACAGUACUAAUAACAAUCCUGCUUUGUUUUACUUUUUGUGUCUUUCAUUUGAUACAAUUGGUCUCAAGGCUGCAUUUUGUGCUCAUGUAUUAGCCCAAGAAUGACUGGAUCAAGGUAUUGAUUUCAUAUAGAAAGGUACUGUAAUUGCACUGGAAAUGUUUUAUUCAGUUGUUACAUUUUUCUUAAACUGUUCUGUUUGACAUAUUUAAAUGUGUUAUGUGUAGUUCCCAGGAUCUUAUUUUUGUUACUAUUUUUUGCAGAAUUGUGGGUGUACAUACACAAGCGCACAUGUUGACACACCCCAACCCUCUUAAAGACUGGUACGAGAAUCUGCAGAAUGGUUUCUGACUUUUUUUGUUUUAAAAGUUUUAAGGAGGUAAUUUUAGGGGUUAUGUGCUUUUUAGUAAUGGGUAUGUUCUACUGUUUAUAAAUACACUCUUUGUAAAACGUUUAACUGUUACAGUAUUUCAUGUAAGUAAAUAUUGUCUCUGUGUUAAAUACUUUAAUACAAAGCAGUCUGUAGACAUGCUAGCAAAUAAACAAAGUAUUGCUGUUAGUGUAAGCUCAUUCUUUUGCACUAAAUAUGCUCUUACCUAACAGUAGAUGUGUUAAAAAUGCAGAACAAUAAAAAUAAAUGGUUAUUACUUGAAAGAUGUUAUGAUUUUAUUUUUGAGGCUGAUCAGAAGGGGUGGACUUGUAUAGAAUUUUAAAUGCAAGUUGUUAAAGUAAACUCAUCAUACUUAAACUAGAAAAACUGAUACACCUCUAUAUACACACACACAGUCUGAAGACUGGCCAAUUCAGCAACAAGGCAGAUUUCCUAACAAAAGAUUCUAAUUUUAAAGAAAAAAAAAAAAUCACCUUUUCAACUAUUUAUAUACUUUAAUUAGUAACAUUUAUUCUUUUUAUGGUAAUCUUUUUCUCCCAGCUACAGUAAGUAACAUUUUUUUUCUAAUCAAUUUAUAAUCAGUCGCUUAUAUACAUUACAAAUUAAAAACAAAAA